CACACGCACGCACGCACGCAGACAGACAGACAGACAGAGAGACAGACAGACAGACAGAAGUCUAUAUAAAACGCGUGUGAAACCUACAUGACACACUCCGAAUCCAUUGCCAAGUUGUGACGCUCUUAAACAUUUUACGCUUUUGUGCUUCAACUUUUUUUUUUACCUUUUUACUUGCAAUCACUCAAAAACGAGAGGAAAAACAACUCAACAGAAAUAACCUGUUUGCACAAUUUGUUUUUGAUCCGUUAAAUUGAAUUUUUAAACUUUAUGUAGCAAAGCGGUCAGCAAACCCGUUUUUCGUUUCAUUCUUAUUAAUUUUAAUAGCGCGGGUUAUUUCCCACCGUUUGGCCCCACGUGGUUUCCUACGCCAGGGUUCGAACCUUCAGCCUAGCACUACUACAGCCAUCCUCGAUCUCCGACCGCCAUGGGCUCCGUGCUGCCCGCCCAGUCCCUCGCACUCAAGACCGCCUUCAAGCCGCAGCCUCUCUCGCUGGCGGACGUCAUCACCUCCGACAUCCUGCACAGUUUCCUUUACGGGAGGUGGAGGCACGUGCUCGGCGAGCACCACCACCUACUCGAGGACCGGAACGCCCCGAGCGCGAGCCCUAAAACGGCCUUCACGGCGGAGGUCCUGGCGCAGUCCUUCUCUGGAGAAGUGCAGAAGUUGUCCAGCCUUGUUCUUCCAACUGAAGUGAUAAUCGCCCAGAGUUCAGUUCCAGGCGAAGGCCUGGGGAUCUUCUCAAAGACCUGGAUCAAGGCUGGGACCGAGAUGGGUCCUUUCACAGGCCGCCUCAUCUCUCCGGAACAUGUGGACCUGUACAAGAACAACAACCUCAUGUGGGAGGUGUUCAACGAGGACGGCAGCGUGCGCUACUUCAUCGACGCCAGCCAGGAGGACCAGAGGAGCUGGAUGACCUACAUCAAGUGCGCCCGCAACGAGCAGGAGCAGAACCUAGAGGUGGUGCAGAUCGGCAGCAGCAUCUUCUACAAGGCUGUGGAGACCAUUCCCCCAGACCAGGAGCUUCUGGUGUGGUACGGAAACUCCCAGAACACCUUCCUUGGAAUACCGGGUGUCCCAGGAGGAGAGGAGGAGCAGAGCAAGAAGAGCAAGACUGGAAACGUUGAACUCUUGUUUCUGAUUGGUCCAGACGAGUUCCACUCCUGCGACGGCUCCUCGUCCUCCUCCUCCUCGUCCUCCUCGUCGUCGGCGGCGGCUGCGGCGGCUGCGGCAGCAGCGGCCGCCAUGAUGACGGCGGGGCGCAUGCGCUGCGUCAUCUGCCACCGCGGCUUCAACUCCCGCAGCAACCUGCGCUCCCACAUGCGCAUCCACACGCUGGACAAGCCCUUCGUCUGCCGCUUCUGCAACCGCCGCUUCAGCCAGUCGUCCACCCUGCGCAACCACGUGCGCCUGCACACAGGCGAGCGGCCCUACAAGUGCCACGUGUGCCAGUCGGCCUACUCCCAGCUGGCGGGGCUGCGUGCGCACCAGAAGAGCGCCCGGCACCGGCCCAGCGGCAUCGCCAUGGCCGCCGGUGCCGGGGGCGGAGUGCAGGGCGCGCACUCGCCUCCCACUCCUCACCCGCCGCCGCAGAUGAGCGGCGUGCCUCACCCGGCCUCUCUCGUGCACCACAUGCCCAACAUGCCCACCAUGGUGCUGUAGGCGCGGCCGAGCAGACACACCAGGGCCGGCAUUUGGCAUACGCGACCUAGGCGAUAGCCUAGUGCGACAAAUGUGUUGGAGGCGCCCUCUAGUGGCGCCUUUAUUUAAUUAAUUUAAUUUAAAGAAGCGAAAUAAAACAUGCCCGCUCGGAAGAGGUGUCACCUGGGGCGUAAUUCGCACUGCCUACAGACACACACACGCGUACGGGCAAGAGCCUGUCCGGCACGAGGCAUUCCUAAACUAUUGCAUGAUGAGGCCGCUUCCCCCCCGUGACUCGAGAGAUGAAAGACAACUGUUUGCAUGCAUGUCAAAGUGGCUCCAUAUACGGCUCGGAGUCUGUUUUCCGUGCAGACCUCACCUCGACCGCCGCUUCUCACUCUCAAGCGGUAGUCCUUUAUUUCUGAAGUCGCCGGUCAGCCGCAGGCCAGAGGUAGAAUAUUCCCCGACUGGAAACGGACGGAGAUACUAUGCUUUCAUUUUAUUCAGACGCAUGGACCUUACCACGAUCUUUUUAAACGUCCCGAUAAAAUUAACACGUCUAGGCUUCUGACUAAAAGUUGUUUUUUGAGGACAAAUUGAGGACGAUACACUUGAACAGGAAGGGAAGUCAUCCUUCCCUGUUUAAGUAACUGGAGUUGUUCAUUAUUAAGAGUGGAUGUCAAUUGGCCACUUACAGAUGAACAUUUAACAUAAACCUUCAUGUGAACCUUCUCUUUAGCAAUUCAUGAUAUAGACAUCUACAUGUCUGUAAGGUAGCAUGUUAUAUGAAUUAUAUUUACGUUUCUGAAUUCCUUACUACUCGUCCAAUCCUCAUGAUGUGUACUGUGUAUUCUCCAAGGGCAUUGUGGCUGUGGUUAUGUCGGAUGAAAGCACGAGUCAUUAAGAAGGUCAAGGGUCAUUAAAAGCACUUUGAUCUUACUUCUCACUAACAGAGCCCUUUCCACCUCGCUAAAAGAGAAAGUUAAUUUUCAUGAAACCUGACUCAUUUGUCGUCCUUAAAAAUACCAAAAGUCUUACGAUUAUCAGUAGUACUGCUAUUUGUUCUUAGUGUAAUUAUUAUUAUUAUUAUUAUUAUUAUUAUUAUUAUUAUUUGUCUGAUUUGUAUUAAUGUUGUUAUUUAACCACUGAGGGGCCUAUUGAAUCUGGGUUGCCCAGGAACCAAUGAAAUUGUUGUAAAUAAUCUAAGACUAUACAUUUGUGUAUAUGAGAUGUGUUUUACCCUGAAAGUAAUAUUCACCUGUCACUUUAUCUUUGUGGAUGGAUGUACAAGGUCCUUUUAACACAUGUAUCACUAUAUAUCAAGUCUGUAGAAAGUAUUUAGUAGUUCAAAUCUCCAAAAUAAAGUCUAAAACAAAGUUUA
Messenger RNA from Gadus morhua (Atlantic cod), 3023 nucleotides. RefSeq names its product PR domain containing 12b (gene prdm12b). Gene Ontology annotation, molecular function: histone methyltransferase binding. Bases 428 to 1663 code for a protein of 411 amino acids. Gene Ontology annotation, biological process: regulation of gene expression; neurogenesis. Lineage: Eukaryota; Metazoa; Chordata; Actinopteri; Gadiformes; Gadidae. The transcript has 6 exons. The record is from RefSeq and is a predicted model, not a curated record. Gene Ontology annotation, cellular component: nucleus.